GUCCUUUUAUGGGUCUAGUUUCCUUCCUGUUGGUUUGCUCCAGCCUGGAGGAGAGCGCGAGAGUAGUUGAGAUGAGAGCAGCGAACUGCUGCCACAACCGCCACAGCGCUCAUCCCAAAACGCGCUUUUCUUCCUAAAAAAAAUACUUUGAAUGCCGACAAAUCAAAUUAAUCCUACAAUUGAAGAGUCGUUAAAAAAAUACGGAAUUUAUACGGAAAUUCACAAUAGUGUUAACCAUUUAUUUCGUGCUUUUAAUCGUUCUGCGAGGAGACAGUGGAAUGGUUCGCGUUAUCUUCCGUGUCGUUUCCAGCUCAGCAUGGGAACUGCGGUGUCCAAAAGGAAGAAUAUGAGGAACGACGCGAUAUCUUCUGUAGCCGCAAAAGUUAGAGCAGCACGUGCAUUCGGAGAUUACCUUCCCCACAAUAACCAGGAGAACCACAACGGAGGAGAUCAUCUGUUGUCUGACACCUUCCUAGGCCACGACGUCAACGGCUCCAGCGACACCAACCGUCUGCAGACCCCCACCCUGCCGCCACCGGCAGGCCCCUGCACACCCGGCGCGAAGCCCACCACCAAACCUCCCCAGCUAACCGUCCAGCCGCCCCAGGGACCCCAGUACCUCCCCGCCCCCCAGGACGACCCCUCCCAGCCCAGCCAGGCCAGCACCCCUAAGCCCCUCGGCCCCCAGGGCCCGUCCAAGCGGCGUCUCACCUCGGACCGCAGCCUCUCCACGGAGGAACCCCCGCCGGGCGCCGGCCUGACCUCGAAGCCCCCCAGGGUGUACGCCGUCUCCAAGGAGCCCGGGGGAGCAGGGGCGAUGACUCUGGGCGGGGCCCGCGGCAGCGAGGAGAGCCUGGAGCUGGACGUCCUGAGGAGCUCCAAGGGGGAGGAGCACCACCACCACCACCCCCAUCCUCCUCCGCCUGCUCCACCCACCACCACCACCCCCCAGGGAUCCUCGUCCUCCCUCUCCCAGCCACCCCCGGGCGCCUCCGCGGCAGCCGCCUCCCGGGGCCAUCACCGCGGCAACCACCACCGCAGCACCGGCGGCCACCACCACUCCCACGGCCACCAGGGGGCCGGCGGGGCGGCCCAGCCCCCGCAGCCCCUGCGGAGCUCCGGGAGCGCCCACAACAUCGGCGACUGGCCGGGCAGGAGGGGGGGCUCCCGGGAGGACUGCCGGCCCGACUGCGCGGCCUGCGCGCGGCCGCCGUGCCGCAGCCAGCGCUCCCUGGACCUGGACACGUCGCCCCGGGACGGCGGGAAGCACCGCAAGAAGCUGGAGCGCAUGCACAGCGAGGACAAGACGUCCACCGACGACAGGGAUGACACUUCUAACAGCUGGUUCCCCAAAGAGAACAUGUUCAGCUUCCAGACGGCCAGUACUACCAUGCAGGCAAUAUCGGCGUUCCGGGGCAUCGGCGAGAAAAAGAGGCGCAAAGGAGACCAAGAAACAGCUUCCCAGACUGAGAGAAACUUCCGGAAGCACCUGAGGAUGGUCGGAAGCCGUCGUGUGAAAGUCCAAACCUUUGCAGAACGCCGCGCUAAGAGCUUCAGCCGAUCCUGGAGCGACCCCACCCCUGUCAAGCCAGACUCCCUGCACGACUCCAGGGACAGUGGGGACCUGCGUGAGUCUACAGGGACCCUUGAUGAAGGGCUGAGUGAGGAUGCUGAUUGGGAGGAGGAGAGGGAGGCCGAGAAAGUAGCCUGCGAAGGAGAUGACUUUAUCCCGCCGAAGAUCAUGCUGGUCUCCUCCAAGGUGCCCAAGGCAGAGUACGUCCCCAACAUCAUUCGUCGGGAGGAUCCUUCCGUCAUCCCCAUCCUCUACGAUCACGAACACGCCACGUUUGAUGACAUCAUCGAGGAGAUAGAGAAGAAACUGACGGCAUACAGGAAGGGCUGCAAAAUCUGGAACAUGCUAAUUUUCUGCCAGGGGGGACCUGGACACCUCUACCUGCUCAAGAACAAGGUGGCCACCUUCGCCAAGGUGGAGAAGGAGGACGACAUGAUCCAGUUCUGGUUGAAGCUGAGUCGUCUGAUGAGUAAGCUGAAUCCCGACCCCAACCAGAUCCACAUCAUGGGCUGCUACGUCCUGGGGAGCGCCAACGGAGAGAAGCUGAUUGAGAACCUGAAGGCCCUAAUGAGGCCCUACUCUGUGGAGUUUAAAUCUCCUCUAGAGUUGUCGGCUCAGGGUAAGGAGAUGAUAGAGAUGUACUUCGACUUCCGUCUCUUCAGGCUGUGGAAGAGCCGACAGCACUCCAAGAUGCUCGACUAUGACGACCUGCUGUGACCUCCGACUAGCUCCUCCCAACGCCCCCCCCGCCGGGGGGCCCUGGUUGUACUUCCUGGCUGACCUCAUCGCAGGCUGAGCUCCUCAUUGGUUGGUUGAGAGAUGGCCCCUCCCCCCUCCCUCCUCACGGAGGCUUGGUUGCCCCAGUAGGUGGCGCUGUAGCCGCUGGCGCCGCCGCAGUCGCUUUAGCCGUAGCGCGGCGCCGACUCCUUUCUCGUUUUUAAAUGAAGAUUUAGAUCGAGUUCACGCACAUGAGCAGCCUCUCCGGCCCAUGCCUUCUCCUGUUUUGUUUUCUUUAUUAACCGCUCUCUCUUUCGGCGCUCUCGUUCUCGCGGGGGACAGAGAAACGGACACUGGAAGGUGGCGGACACCACAACUUCAAAAUGAGAGCUACCAUCAGAGAGAGAGAGAGAAAGGGAGAGAGAGCGUGGAGACACUGGUGUAGGAAUCUGUAGCCUAAAUGUGUCGUGGGGCACGAGAUAGACAUAGGGGUCUGUGUUUAGAGCUACGUAGGAGAGCGGAUAGGAGAGAAGCCAUCGCUAGAGAUGGCGACAGUGUACCGUAGUUUACCUUUACCUCUACCGGCGUCCUAGGUAGGAGGCGUCAACAAGUGUUUUUUAUGUGUGUGUGUGUGUGUUGAAAGAUAACAAAACUUUUGAGCGCAAAUCUUGCCGAAAAGUCCAGCAUCUCUAUACGUAUAAUAUCACAUAAUUAUCUAAUUGAUUGAAGUAGUAUUUAUGAUAUAUAUUAGAAAUAUAUAGCUCUCUCUAUCUCUAUAUAUCUAUAUAGAUAUAUAUCACGGUAGAUCAGGAUUUCCUUUUAUAAACUGGUUGCUGUCGUUCUGGUGUUUCAUACAAAUCCUUAUCUCAGGUCCAUCAUUAGGAAUUGUUAUCCAUCGCGAUGACCUGUUGACCUCCGCGGCUGGGGGACGGUUCUCCGCCCGCCCCCGCUAGACACGGUUGGUGUGAGAUCAGGGAUGACAUCAUGUCGCCAUUGAACGCCGUUUUUUUGGCGGCAAGAGGACACUUUGUUUUUUUGGAAUUGUUCGGUACAAAACACCAGAGUCCAACUGUAGCUGGUCUCUGAGGUUGUGUGUCUGAUGCUGUGUGUUGUUUUUUUUGGUUUGUUUCUUUGUUUCGUAAGAUAUAGAGCAGUAGGUGCCCGGGGUCAAGUCCAGCGGGGGGUUUUGCUCAAAGAGUCAGGCCUGCGUGUGUGUGUGUGUGUGUGUGUGUGUGUGUGUGUGUGUGUGUGUGUGUGUGUGUGUGUGUGUGUGUGUGUGUGUGUGUGUGUGUGUGUGUGUGUGUGUGUGUUUGUGCGUGUGUUGGAUGACGUGUGGGUGUACAGGUUUCCAUUCGUCCUCUUGCCAGUGCAAGAAAGAAAGACACCGUUGUAUCUGACUUUAAAUCGUACAUUUACUGUCUAUGUUUUAUUGUACUAAACGUUUUAUUUCCGUUCUUCAGAACGACAGACGACAUUUGUGUGCUGUGUCAUUGUUGGUUUUCUGAAGUCACCAGUAGGUGUCUGAAUUACUUCAAAUAGCAAAUGUUUUCAUAACGAUAAAUUUGCUCCUUGAUGGUCUUGUUAUAGAAUUCAAAAUGAGAACAAGAAAGACAUUAACAAUCUGUUCUCAAUACUGUCUUCAUAAUAAUAACAUCAACAUAAUAUAUAUAUAUAUUAUGGUUUUUUUCGGGGGGGCCUUGCAGCAAGAUAUGAUUUUUUUGAUAUUAACAUAGCAAGGCGUGGAAAUAUACAGAGGCUAUUAUCUUUUACUUUCCCUCAAGACAAGAAGCUCCUUCAACGCAUCUUGGGUGGUCGAGCACCUCGUCCGUGCGUCAUCCUCCCGUCGUUUUCACGCUAAAAGAGUCCCAUCUCGGAUGCUGGUGUGAGGAGGAUUUCAAACAAGAACUCUGUUUUGUCCUGACGCUCAAAAACUCAUGAAAUCUAUAUGUGUAUUGGAAGGACAUUUCUAUAUACAUUUUUGGAACGAUAGAUCCACCUUGUUGCAGUACUGAGUCAUUACUAACAAGAGCAUCAUCGCUAGCAUCAUCAGUGUGAAACUCUGUCUAUUAUGGAAGGUGUUAGCCAUGCCGAGACUUCUGCUUUAUGAAACGCACCGUAGUGCUAUUAUGGGACUCUGGGUGUGUUAUGAGUCAAUAAAAAUACAGUUUUAUAAUAAUAAUAGAAUACUGACCUUUUUUUUUAUGAAGGUACAGCGAAUAGCCAACUGUACUUAUUUUUUAAGCAGAAAUGCUAACUCUAUUAGCCACCCACAGAAUCGCUUCUCACCUUGAGAUCGCUGCUAUACUCUUCUUGCUUCUUGCUAUAAAUCUUUAAGUAAUUACUCAAACAUGCUUAUGCGAUAUUCUCCAUAUUAUAUAACCGAUUAUCUUUCCUGAAAUCAUCACAGUUCCGCUGUGCUGUUUUCUGUCCUAUUCCUUUGGAGGCAGUGUGUCGACUGCAAUGACAUUUAUUUGUGAUCAUGUCUGCUUUCAGACAUCUGAGCAGGCUUGGUCAAGUUCACUCUCCAGUGUUUGGACGAUAGCCCACGUUGACACACUAGAUAUGCCUUUCUACCAGUAUUCAAACCUUUGUAGCUACUGUACUUUGUACUUUUGUGGUUUUCUAGAGGAGAAAGCAUUAAAUAUAUAUUUACACAUCACUCACUGUUAAAAUCUCGUACUCUGUAGCAAUACACAAUGUGUAGGAUCAUACUGCACUGUUAUUGAAAACUGCAACUUUGCCUCUUUUUUGCUUGGCGAUCCAGUUUAGGUUUAGCCUGCAGUACCUCCUCAAUCCAAACACAAUUGAUUUACUGUGCCAUGACAGAUAAUGUGUUGUACGUAUAAUGUGUUCUGUCUCCGGUAUGAUACAAUUAUUUUAUUGAUCCCCAGUGGAAACUAUGUGUGUCACAGGAUGUGUAAAGAAAAUAUUGUAUAUGGCGUAGUAUAAUAUCAUGUUAUUGUGUUCUUCUUCUGCAGAGAUGGUCAACUCAGGAUUAACUGUGUAUGAAUAUCCCUGUCAAAUAUAACAGUACAUAUCAUAGUAACUUAUUAAAUAAGUAGUAGGCCUGAUCAUGUUUCCAUGUCGUUGUUGUAUCUUGCUUUUUUGGGCCUGUCGGAUUGUGUUUGGAAUGGACUCCCAUGACUUCACUACUGAGCACUAGGUUCGGUUUUUGGUAGCGGGUGAUCCUGACUAAUGUUUAAAUGAGUCAUGAACAGUUUACUUAAGUUUAAAUUCUCGAAGGGGACGCGUCAAGAAACAUCAAUGUUUGUAUGGCUGUGGAUUGUUUUCAGGGUAAAGUUUACAAAAACUCUUUACCCGGAAAGCCACAUGAACACUGAAAAUAAUGUGUAAAGGCAUGGAUUCAUAAAUGUUGGCAUUAUAUAAAUACUAUUUAUCUGUUGAAUCAAAGGAUUUUGUAAGUGUAUUUGUUCAAAUUGGAAUUUGACAAACAUAAUAUUUCAGAAUAUAUUUGUAUUGGGUAGCAGGGGGGGCCCACAACAGUUAUUGCACUGGGGCCCUAAUGACCUACUUACGCUUCUAUGAGCUUGCCACAUCUUAACGAAGAAAAGCAAUUGACGUUGCCCUCUUUAUUUAGCUCACUUCCAAAACAGCUGUGGGCUGAUAGGAAAACUAGGACGGCUUAAACCAAGUGUUUCAGCGGGCCGUCGCUACUGCGGUGAGACUGGGCCGAGCUCAGUGCGCUCAGCUCCGUCUGCGUACAGUCGCGGUCACAUUUCAAAGAGCUCUGCUCGGUUUCACCCCGAGGGUUGGGCGCGCAGCGUAUGAUUAUUUACAACAAGGAUAUAUUAUUGAAAAAGUUUGCGUAAUAGCGAAUUGGCACAAACACGCUCAAUGCGUGAGAGUGUACAUCGCUGGGUUUUCAAUGUAGGCCUACAACGAAACGUUUCUCAGCACUCCCUCGAUGCGGAUGGCGACGCGGUAUUCUGAGCCCCCGGCUGAGGCAGAUAUGUCAUUGUCCACGGCACUGACAUCCUGGUCUCCGUCAAACUAGAUGCCAUGGUGAUCUCUUGAGGGGCUCCCGACCGGCCGGGGAGAUGGACAGGACGGAGAUAGAUAUAGCUAAUUAUAUAAAGAAAGUCUCAUCUCCGUGUUCAGUGGAGCCAAAACGCAGAACUCCCCAAUCCCUCACGAUCCACAUUCUGACCUCAGUCAUCUCUUCUGGGAGCAGCAGGAGUGGGGGUGAGGGCCUGGCUUACCCCAGGCCCUCACCCCUCCUCCUGCUGCUCCCAUUUAACCACCACCAUUACCCGAAUCAGGGAGUCUAUUUGAUGCAGCGCCAAAUUUUAUGUUCCACAUUUUAGAACAAUCAUUCAAAACGAUCAUUUUUUUUAUCCAUCUGUCAGUCUGGCCAUCUGUCGGCUAGUAACGGAAUGGGGGUUGAUUGCCACGUUGUAACUUGUGCCCGGCCGGGGAGCGCGGUUCUCUUGGCGUGUUGGUGAUUGAUUGACAUGGCUUUGAUUGGCGCGACAUUCCCCCGCCGGGCUCUGAUUGUAUUUUGGGGGAGCACAAUCUGAAAGUAAUGUGUCCGAUUCACUACAAUUCAGUGUCAGACGCCAUCUGAGAGUUUUUGGAACAGCACAUCGGAGGUACUAAUCUAGCGUUUCCAGAGGUUUAAAUUGUCUUUAACAGUCUUUGUUUUUAACAAGAAUUAGCUUUGUUAUAGCUGAUUUGAAUUGAUUGACAGUAAGUAAUUGACUUGAACUGAACUAAUUAAAGAAAGAACACGGACAACAUUGUAUGUUUUCAUUGUAGGCUACAUCUAUUUAAGAAGCACCUCAAGUAGUAACCUUUGGGAAUCAAUGUUCUGUUUUGUAUUAUCUUCCGCCAGUAAACUUUACCUUGUUCUACCUUG
This is a messenger RNA of Gadus morhua (Atlantic cod), 7166 nucleotides long. It is a transcript of the gene nsmfb, whose product is annotated as NMDA receptor synaptonuclear signaling and neuronal migration factor b. The record is from RefSeq and is a predicted model, not a curated record. The transcript has 16 exons. Lineage: Eukaryota; Metazoa; Chordata; Actinopteri; Gadiformes; Gadidae. Bases 152 to 2290 code for a protein of 712 amino acids. Gene Ontology annotation, biological process: regulation of neuron migration; regulation of neuronal synaptic plasticity.